Molecule: messenger RNA, 1580 nt
Organism: Cloeon dipterum
Lineage: Eukaryota; Metazoa; Arthropoda; Insecta; Ephemeroptera; Baetidae
Gene: FeCH
Product: ferrochelatase, mitochondrial
Exons: 9
Coding region: 215-1381 (388 amino acids)
Biological process (GO): heme biosynthetic process
Cellular component (GO): mitochondrion
Molecular function (GO): protoporphyrin ferrochelatase activity
Source: RefSeq, a predicted model, not a curated record
CUCGAGCCAGACGCCCAGACGGCAAAGACGGUGCCGACUGUGCGAGCAUCAAACUGCUGAAUUUGCGUUAGAUUUUGAAGAUUUAAGCAAGCAGAGUAGAAAAAGCCGGCAGCCUUCUUUGCUUUACCAGUUUAUUACAUACAUAAUAUCGCAUUUAUCUAAAAAGAUUAAGUAGAAAUCUCUUUUGAAUCGAAAGUUUUGCCCAAUUUUUAGGAUGGAAAUCACUCGGCUGUCGCGGAGACUGUUUUCAACAGCCUCAGUGCUGCGAAAUGCUGCUGAAACAAAUAGAAAAGUUAAAACGGGAGUCUUGAUGAUCAACAUGGGUGGCCCUGAGAAGCUGGACCAAGUCCACGACUACCUUUUGGGCAUCAUGACUGACCGGGACAUGAUCCAGCUGCCCGUGCAGAGCAAGCUUGGUCCGUGGAUUGCCAAGCGACGCACUCCCGAGGUGCAGAAGAAAUACAGUGAAAUCGGCGGCGGCUCUCCCAUUCUCAAGUGGACAAACCGGCAAGGGGAAUUGAUGUGCAAAAAGCUGAACGAAGUGUCCAAGGAGACGGGGCCGCACAAGCACUACGUGGCCUUUCGAUAUGUCACUCCAUUCAUUGACGAUGCCAUUGAAGCCAUGAAAAAAGACGGGGUGGAGCACGUGGUUGCCUUCUCGCAGUAUCCGCAGUACAGCUGUGCCACCUCCGGCUCCAGCUUCAACGCUAUUUUUGACUACGCUGCCAAAAACAAGGGCAUCGCUGAGAGCAUGAAGUGGAGCGUGAUCGACAGAUGGUCCACGAAUCCUCUAUUGGCCAAGGUUUUCGCUGAUCGAAUCCGCACCGAGUUGAAUCAAAUCCCUGAGGAUGUGCGACAUGACACCAUCAUUCUUUUUUCUGCGCACUCCCUACCUCUAAAGGCUGUGCAGCGAGGCGAUCCGUACCCAUCAGAAGUCGGUUCGACCGUCCAAAUGGUCAUGAACGAACUGAACCACUGCAAUCCCUUCAACCUGGUUUGGCAGUCAAAGGUUGGGCCUCUCCCAUGGCUUGGACCAUUCACAGAUGAGGCCUUGGAAGCAUAUGUGAAGAAGGGAAAGAAGAACUUCAUAUUGGUGCCCAUUGCCUUCGUCAAUGAGCACAUUGAAACGUUGCACGAGCUGGAUAUCGAGUAUUGCCACGACUUAGGAAAAAAGCUCGGGGUGCAGAAUCUUCGCAGGGCGGCUGCUCCCAACGACCACCCACUGUUCAUAGACGCUCUUACAGACUUGGUUCAGCAGCGGCUCAAGUCAACUGCUCCAGGUGUGUCGCCCAAAUUCCUGACAAGGUGCCCUCACUGCGUCAACGCACGGUGUGGCCAAACCAAAAAAUGGUUUGCAGAGCUGUGCGGUGCAAGAAUUUAGUUAAUUAUAAGGGGAAGAGAUACUUCGUAGUUAAGUAAAGUUGUUGUCAUGAGAGUCGAAAAUGUUCUCUAUUUGGUGGUUUGUGAUUUAAUCUUAUUCUAGGGCAUGUCUCUUUUUUAUUUAUACAAAAUUAUUAAUAUUUUCAUUUAUUUCUGUCCUGCACAAUGCGCAAUAAAUUAUUUGAUUUUGCUACAAUUAA